Molecule: messenger RNA, 3667 nt
Organism: Bubalus bubalis (water buffalo)
Lineage: Eukaryota; Metazoa; Chordata; Mammalia; Artiodactyla; Bovidae
Gene: APBA2
Product: amyloid beta precursor protein binding family A member 2
Exons: 15
Coding region: 352-2610 (752 amino acids)
Biological process (GO): chemical synaptic transmission
Cellular component (GO): dendritic spine; cytoplasm; plasma membrane
Molecular function (GO): protein binding; amyloid-beta binding
Source: RefSeq, a predicted model, not a curated record
GCGGCCCUGCGUGCCGUAUGCCGCGUUCGGGGCGCGCCCGCCGCUAUCCAGCUUCCCGGGCUCGGCAGCAUCUCGGUGCGCGGCUCACAAAGAGCUGCGGCGGCGGCCCCGCGCUCGGCCUUGGGGACACAGCGGCGGCGGCCGUGCACCCGCACGGCCCGGAGCUCGGGCCAGUCUCCAGAGGAUCCAUCAUUUCUGCAUCUUGAGGGGGGAGCCCACAAGGACUGACCUGCGGAUGGCCCAGGGUCCGGGGGUGCCUGUAGCUUCUCGAAAGAUUUCAUCACCAGGAGGGUUUUCAGGACCUUACCAAACUGCUUGUUUUUGUGGCUGCUGCCUGGUGACGAUGGCCGUAUGAGCCCCACCAUGGCCCACCGGAAGCGUCAGAGUGUGGCGAGCAGCCUGCUGGACCACAGGGCAAGGCCGGGCCCGGAACCCGAAAGUGAGGACACGGAACUGGCCCUGGAGGAGUACGUGCCCACCGACCUGGAGCUGGCGGCCCUGCGGCCCGAGAGCCCAGUGCCUGCUGAGCAGGGUGGCCCUGACCAGAGCCCUGAUGGGGACUCCAGCUCCGACUAUGUGAACAACACCUCGGAGGAGGAGGACUACGAUGAGGGGCUGCCCGAAGAGGAGGAGGGCAUCACCUACUACAUCCGCUACUGCCCCGAGGACGACAGCUACCUGCAGGGCACAGACUGUGACGGGCAGGGCUACCUGGCUCAUGACACGCGACACCUGGAGACAGAUGAGUGCCAGGAGGCGGUGGAGGAGUGGACGGAGCCCACGGGCCCACAUGCACAUGGCCACAGUGACCCGGGCAGCCCUGGCUACCGGGACGGCCACCUCUCUGUCCCCGAGGAUGAGGCCUCAGUCCUGGACUCCCGGGACCAGGAAGAGGACGUCCACUACUGUCCCAGCGAGGAGGCCUACCAGGACUACUACCCUGCUGAGGCCAAUGGGAAUGCAGGCAGCACGUCGCCCUACCGCCCGAGGCGCAGGGACGGGGACCCAGAGGACCAGGAGGAGGACAUCGAUCAGAUCGUGGCCGAGAUCAAGAUGAGCCUGAGCAUGAGCAGCAUCACAAGUGGCGGCGAGGCCAGCCCCGAGCACGCACCACGGGGGCCCGAGACGGGGCCUGGGGACUCCCCUGAGGCCUGCCCGCCGGCUGAAGCCAGCCGCGGCCCCAACAGACACGAGGGCAGGCCCAAGUCGCUGAACCUCCCUCCUGAGGCCAAGCACCCCGCCGACCCUCAGAGGAGCUUCAAGACCAAGACCAGGACCCCGGAGGAGAGGCCCAAGUGGCCCCAAGAAGAGGUUUGCAAUGGUUUGGAGCAGCCAAGAAAGCAACAGCGCUCUGAUCUCAAUGGACCAGUUGACAAUAACAACAUCCCAGAGACAAAGAAGGUGGCAUCUUUUCCCAGUUUUGUGGCUGUUCCAGGGCCCUGUGAGCCAGAAGACCUCAUCGACGGGAUCAUCUUUGCAGCCAACUACCUGGGCUCCACGCAGCUGCUUUCAGAGCGGAACCCAUCCAAAAACAUCAGAAUGAUGCAGGCACAGGAGGCUGUCAGCCGGGUCAAGAGGAUGCAAAAGGCUGCCAAAAUCAAGAAGAAAGCGAAUUCUGAGGGAGAUGCCCAGACACUGACGGAAGUGGAUCUCUUCAUCUCCACCCAGAGGAUCAAGGUGUUAAAUGCGGACACACAGGAGACCAUGAUGGACCAUGCCCUGCGCACCAUCUCCUACAUCGCGGACAUCGGGAACAUCGUGGUGCUGAUGGCCAGACGCCGUAUGCCACGCUCCGCCUCCCAGGACUGUAUCGAGACCACCCCUGGGGCCCAGGAGGGGAAGAAGCAGUAUAAGAUGAUCUGCCACGUGUUUGAGUCCGAGGACGCACAGCUCAUCGCCCAGUCCAUUGGCCAGGCCUUCAGUGUGGCCUACCAGGAGUUCCUGCGGGCCAACGGCAUCAACCCCGAGGACCUGAGCCAGAAGGAGUACAGUGACAUCAUUAACACCCAGGAGAUGUACAACGACGACCUCAUCCACUUCUCCAACUCGGAGAACUGCAAGGAGCUGCAGCUGGAGAAGCACAAGGGUGAAAUCCUGGGCGUGGUGGUGGUGGAGUCGGGUUGGGGCUCCAUCCUGCCCACCGUGAUCCUGGCCAACAUGAUGAAUGGAGGCCCAGCUGCCCGCUCGGGGAAGCUGAGCAUUGGUGAUCAGAUCAUGUCCAUCAAUGGCACCAGCCUGGUGGGGCUGCCACUCGCCACCUGCCAGGGCAUCAUCAAGGGUCUGAAGAACCAGACACAGGUGAAGCUCAACAUCGUCAGCUGCCCGCCAGUCACCACUGUCCUCAUCAAGCGGCCAGACCUCAAAUACCAGCUGGGUUUCAGCGUGCAGAACGGCAUCAUCUGCAGCCUCAUGCGUGGGGGCAUCGCGGAGCGGGGCGGUGUCCGUGUAGGCCACCGCAUCAUCGAGAUCAACGGGCAGAGCGUGGUGGCCACCGCGCACGAGAAGAUUGUCCAGGCGCUGUCCAACUCGGUGGGAGAGAUCCACAUGAAGACCAUGCCUGCCGCCAUGUUCAGACUGCUCACAGGCCAGGAGACCCCGCUGUACAUCUAGGCUGCCUGCCUGCACCCUGAUGAGCGGGAGCCAGACCCAGGACCUGACCCCUGACCCCACAGCGCACCCGAGGACACCAGCUCUGCUGAAGGGCAUGCCCUCAUCACCCACUUUUAUUUUUUGGACUAAAAGGGGUAUGUCUGAAUUCAAGGAGGAUCCCAGGAAGCAGUCUCUGUAGAACAGUCCAGUGUUUUGCCGCAUCCCGAGUUUUCUCACCGCGAUGGGCGAGGGCUUGUCUGUACUUCCGUGUGGUGCGGAGCCAGUGUGCAGGGCGGACGUGGGGACCUCUGGCCACAGCUGCGCAGGAAGCCCCGGGGGGGACAGCGAGCUCAGGGUGGGGGGCAGCGGCAGUGCCCCCACCCUCUGCAGGGGCUCAGGCUCCUGCAAGGAGGGUGCCCAACGGCCGAGCAUGGGCGGCCAGCUCUCAGGAUGUGACCGGUCACUGAAGCCGGGUGAUCAUGUUUCUGAGAAAGGAGACGUCCCCGAGUUACAUAAAGGGUGAUGUCCACAACCUCAAGACUCCACACUUAGACAAUAUCACCGUUUUGACUCUUAUCCGACAACAAGCCGCUCUUCAGACAGUAGGCUUUUCCGACGAUCUGUGACCACACCUGCUGUCCAUGCUCACCUGUCCACUGGUCCCUGGACGCCCCUGGGCAACCUCCCGCCUCUGUGGGCCAGCUGCCUCAUCACAAUCUCUGCAUCCACGCAUCCACACAUGCGCUCUCGCCUCGGACACCAGACCCACACCGGACACUUGUGGUCCCUGGGGCCCCACGUCUGGUCUCUUCGCUGAUAGCGGCAGCGUUCCUUGUGUGUAGAUCAAGUGCAGCGUAGUCUAGCCCUGCCCGCAGAGCUCAGCGAUCACCGAUGUUGUUCUGUCUGGAAGUCUCUCUCUUGGGCCCAGGCCUUGAAGAAAACACUGUGACUUAAGAAGCCUUACCAUGCGGUAACUAAGCUCUAGGACCACUGGACGAGGGUGACCUGUGUGUUGCAUGCCGCCGACCUUGGGAAGACUCGCUAAUACCACUAAUAAACCUGAGGUCACGAUGGAAAG